This is a messenger RNA of Lontra canadensis (Northern American river otter), 2759 nucleotides long. RefSeq names its product phosphodiesterase 8A (gene PDE8A). The record is from RefSeq and is a predicted model, not a curated record. The transcript has 22 exons. Gene Ontology annotation, molecular function: 3',5'-cyclic-AMP phosphodiesterase activity. Gene Ontology annotation, biological process: regulation of DNA-templated transcription; signal transduction; positive regulation of ERK1 and ERK2 cascade. Bases 27 to 2519 code for a protein of 830 amino acids. NCBI's taxonomy places the organism in Eukaryota, Metazoa, Chordata, Mammalia, Carnivora, Mustelidae.
CAGCGUGUCCGCGCGCCGCCGCCAGCAUGGGCUGCGCCCCGAGCAUCCACAUUUCCGAGGGCCGGGCGGUGUACCACGGCGGCAAGGAGGCCGAGGACGCGCCGGGAGCCGCCGCGCCGCCGCCGCCGCCCGCCGGCCCGAAGACCACCGCCUCGCCCGCGACCCGCGGCGCCGGCCUCGCGGAGCCCGAGCCUCGCGACGGCAGCGGCAGGAAGGUAGCAGUAGCUGACGUGCAGUUUGGCCCAAUGAGAUUUCAUCCAGAUCAGCUCCAGGUACUUUUAGUGUUUACCAAAGAAGAUAACCAGUGUAAUGGAUUCUGCAGGGCAUGUGAAAAAGCAGGGUUUAAGUGCACAGUUACCAAGGAGGCUCAGGCUGUUCUUGCCUGUUUCCUGGACAAGCAUCAUGACAUCAUCAUCAUUGACCACAGAAACCCCCGGCAGCUGGACGCAGAGGCGCUGUGCAGGUCUAUUAGAUCAUCAAAACUCUCUGAAAACACAAUUAUUAUUGGUGUAGUACGCAGGACGGAUAGAGAAGAGUCAUCUGUGAUGCCCCUCAUUGCCGCUGGCUUUACGAGGAGGUAUGUGGAGAACCCCAGUCUCAUGGCCUGCUACAACGAGCUGCUCCAGCUGGAGUUCGGAGAGGUGCGGUCCCAGCUCAAACUCAGGGCUUGUAACUCAAUAUUCACUGCAUUAGAGAAAAGUCAAGAAGCAAUUGAAAUUACAAGUGAAGACCGCGUUAUACAGUAUGCAAAUCCUGCAUUUGAAACAACCAUGGGCUAUCAGUCAGGUGAAUUAAUAGGAAAGGAGUUAGCAGAAGUGCCUAUAAAUGAAAAAAAGGCUGAUUUGCUCGAUACUAUAAAUUCGUGCAUCAGGAUAGGCAAGGAGUGGCAAGGGAUCUACCAUGCCAAGAAGAAAAAUGGAGAUAAUGUGCAACAAAAUGUGAAGAUAAUACCUGUCGUUGGACAGGGAGGAAAAAUUAGACACUAUGUGUCCAUUAUCAGAGUGUGCAAUGGCAGCAAUAAGGCUGAGAAAAUAACUGAAUGUGUUCAGUCUGACCCUCAUACAGAUAAUCAGUCAGGCAAACACAAAGACAGAAGGAAGAGCUCGCUAGAUGUCAGAACUCUUGCUUCUCGAGCAAGUGAAGGUGGCAGCCAGAGACGACACUCCUCCAUGGCCCGGAUACAUUCCAUGACGAUCGAGGCGCCCAUCACCAAGGUCAUCAACAUUAUCAAUGCUGCCCAGGAAAGCAGCCCCAUGCCUGUGACAGAAGCCUUAGACCGUGUGCUGGAAAUUCUGAGAACCACUGAGUUAUACUCACCGCAGUUUGGUGCUAAGGAUGACGAUCCUCAUGCCAACGACCUCGUUGGGGGCUUAGUGUCUGAUGGUUUGCGAAGACUGUCCGGGAAUGAGUAUGUUCUUUCAACAAAAAGCCUUCAGCAGCUGCCCAGCAGUGUGAUCACACCCAUCUCCCUUCACGACGUCCCCCCGCGGAUCGCGCGGGCCAUGGAGAACGAGGAGUACUGGGACUUCAAUAUUUUUGAACUAGAGGCCGCCACACAUAAGAGGCCUUUGAUUUAUCUUGGUCUCAAAAUGUUUGCUCGCUUUGGAAUCUGUGAAUUCUUGAACUGCUCCGAGACGACGCUGCGAUCGUGGUUGCAGGUCAUUGAAGCCAAUUACCACUCUUCCAACCCCUACCACAACUCGACACACUCUGCCGACGUGCUUCACGCCACUGCCUACUUUCUGUGCAAAGAGAGGAUAAAGCAAACUUUAGAUCCGGUCGACGAGGUCGCGGCCCUCAUCGCAGCCACCAUCCACGAUGUGGACCACCCCGGGAGAACCAACUCGUUCCUGUGCAAUGCUGGAAGCGAGCUGGCCAUUUUGUAUAAUGACACUGCUGUGCUGGAGAGCCACCACGCGGCCUUGGCCUUCCAGCUGACCACCCGAGAUGACAAAUGCAAUAUCUUCAAGAACAUGGAGAGGAACGACUACCGGACGCUGCGUCAGGGGGUUAUCGACAUGGUCUUAGCCACAGAAAUGACAAAGCACUUCGAGCACGUCAACAAAUUUGUCAACAGCAUCAACAAGCCCCUGGCAGCCCUCGAAGCAGAUGGGGAAGUGGCUAGAGAUGAAGAAGCCGUGACCACCAUGCUCAGGACCCCAGAGAACCGGACUCUGGUUAAGCGGAUGCUGAUCAAGUGCGCGGAUGUGUCCAACCCCUGCCGGCCCCUGGAGCAGUGCAUUGAGUGGGCCGCACGCAUCUCCGAAGAAUACUUCUCUCAGACGGAUGAGGAGAAGCGGCAGGACUUACCCGUGGUGAUGCCGGUUUUUGACAGAAACACCUGCAGCAUCCCCAAGUCCCAGAUUUCCUUCAUCGACUACUUCAUCACGGACAUGUUUGAUGCUUGGGACGCCUUUGUAGACCUGCCUGAGUUAAUGCAGCAUCUUGACAACAACUUUAAAUACUGGAAAGGACUGGACGAAAUGAAGCUGCGGAGCCUCCGGCCGCCCCCCGAGUAGCACGCAGCACCGCCCGGGCCCCGGAGCUUUGGCCCUCGGCUCGUUCGGAAUUCCUGAGGCAGCCAGAGGCCCCGGGCCCUUGCAGUAUUAGGCCGAACAGUGCCAGGUCUGCAGAGCCCGUGAGAGCACCUGGGGCCGUCGGCGACCUUCUGUAGCCACCAUGCAGUGCCGUGGCCACCAAGUGCGACCCGGUCCGCCCUGUGGGGCCUGCAGCAGGGGCUCUUCGGACAGUCCCCGGAG